Messenger RNA from Wyeomyia smithii (pitcher-plant mosquito), 1772 nucleotides. RefSeq names its product myogenic-determination protein (gene nau). Gene Ontology annotation, molecular function: RNA polymerase II cis-regulatory region sequence-specific DNA binding; protein dimerization activity; DNA-binding transcription factor activity, RNA polymerase II-specific. The record is from RefSeq and is a predicted model, not a curated record. The coding region runs from base 260 to 1294 and encodes 344 amino acids. Gene Ontology annotation, biological process: positive regulation of myoblast differentiation; muscle organ development; regulation of transcription by RNA polymerase II. The transcript is spliced from 5 exons. Lineage: Eukaryota; Metazoa; Arthropoda; Insecta; Diptera; Culicidae.
UUUGUCACACUCGAAACCAGUGUCACAACAUCUGGUCGAUCACGCACCCACGAUCAUCUUUGCGUGCUGUUGCUGUUGUUGGUGAUGGUACUGCUGCUACUGUCUAGAAUUUGGACAGCAAAUGAGGAUCGUUUUUCUUGGUGACAACAUAUGUGACAAACAGAGUCGAGAAUCCGUCGCGAACUAGACAGUCUGCUCGCGGAUUUCGUCGUCGAUGGUGAACUGGAUCGCGUGUGCGUUGCCGAACGGUGUCUAAACCAUGACCAAGUUCAACAAAAAUCUCUGUCGGAAGUCGGUACCAAUGGGGGUAACGAGUUUUCGCUAUCAAGAAUUAAAACAAGGAUAUGAAAGCGAACAUCGGAGUGAUAGUAAAACGAGGAUUGGAAUGUUAGGGCGUGUGAAUUUUGGGGCAAUGAAUCGGCCGCCAAACGUUAGUGAAAGUGAUUUUUUGUGCAGUUCCGGCCAGAGUGAAUUGACGGCCGAGCAGAAGUUGAAGUUGAACAUUCAACAACUGCAGAUCCGACAGAAACAAUUGCAGCUGAACGAGUACGACGAUAACAGUGAAAGUUCCGAGGAGCACGUGCUGGCACCAUCUUCCGGUUGCAUGGCCAGUCCUAACCGGCCCUGCCUAACGUGGGCCUGUAAGGCGUGCAAGAAGAAAACCGUAACCGUGGACAGGCGGAAAGCUGCGACCUUGCGCGAACGGAGACGUUUGAGAAAGGUCAAUGAGGCAUUCGAAGUCCUGAAGCGACGAACCAGUACGAAUCCAAACCAGCGGUUACCGAAGGUGGAAAUCCUUCGGAACGCCAUUGAGUAUAUCGAUAGCUUGCAAGCAUUACUGGAGGAAGCACCACCGAUUCGGCAGAGUCCGGAUAUACUCACCGACAGCAGUUCAAUGUCUAGCUUUUCCACACCACAAGACUACAUGAACUGCUGCUCCAACAGUUACCUGCGCGAACGUUUGCAUCAGCUAAGCAAAGAUAGCGAUCGCUAUUCUCCGAUCACAGGCCACACACCGGCAAGCGCGGCAGCAAAUGGUUCAAGCUUAGAUUGCCUAAACCUGAUCGUCCAAAGUAUUACCAACGUGUCUACGAUGGCUGGAUCGGCGUCUUCAGCACCAGCAUCAAGUGGCCACGGCAACGCUACGUUGCACCAAAUCUCCUUUUCGUCCCCACCGCCAUCGUCGUCAGUGUCUUCGGCGUCCUCCUCACCAACGUCGUCAACAGGAAUGGCAAUAAAUCCGACGAUGACGAUGACGACUAUGACGGCACAUUCGCUGCCGCGAGGGAACUAAAAAGUAAACUACAAAACUAAUAGUAAAUCUUACUAAGAAAUGCCACAGUUCAAAGAUACCAGUGCCUCAGGUUAAUUUACACCGACGAUAGGACCGACGCGGGCAGUCGUCAGGAUAGACAAACAUAAGGGGGUUCCCUUAAUUAAUUGUGAAUAUUCGCUAGGCUGAGAAUAAACAAUGCUUUUCGUUAAAGCCGCUCCGUCUGUUUUGCGUAGGUAAUUGCAGUGGGAUGCAAAAGGGCAGGAGUUUUGGCAGAGAUGCUGUAGGACAACGGCCAGGGACACGCCGGGAAUUUAGUGUAACAACACAAGGAGAACAGUAUCGCUUUUCAUGUCAUUAAGAUGCCGAAAAGUGCAUGUUGCGUACUUGAGCAAGGAAUAUAUAAGCGGCAGAAGUGUAUUAUAGAGCUAUACAGUAAAUCAAUCGACUAGAAUAGGAAUGUGAUUAUAUGUAUCAUUUUGUAAAUAUAGUAAAGAAU